AUUUAUCACCUAAUGCCUUGCAUCCAAUACAAAUAUUUGGAAAUGUCAUAGUCGAAGCACGCUCUCUUCUGGCCACAAUCAAACCCUUUUGACUUUGGACCGGACUGGAGCGCGCGAUCUGUGGUGCUGUGGGCAAUUAUGUUUUCUUUCUUCACAAACAGAGACCGAUGGAAGUGGGACAAAACCAAGGGCGUGCCCACUAAGGACGCGCUGAAGCGGCUGCGCAAGGCGGUGCGCUCGGGCGCUGCCGAUGCUCGCAAGCGCGCGCUGCAGCAUGUCGCCGAGCUCGCGGAGGCCGGUCCCGAUUUCCAGUCGGCGCUGUGCGACAGCAAGGUCACGGCCGAGGUGGUGCGUGUGUUUCUGCAGCCGCUGCGGCCCGAUAGCGGCAAGGACGCCGACGCUGGCGAGCUGCAGGAGGCUGCCGCCGACGCCCUGACGGCUCUGUGCCAUCUGCACCCAGGCAAUUGCGCCGCCGCCGCCGCCGCCCAACAGCCCCCCGGCGGCUCCUGGUCUCCGCGGGCGGCCAUGGCGGCGGCGGCGGCGGGCCGGCUGCAGCCGCUGCGACACGCGCUGGUGCUCAUUCAGUCCCACCCCCGCCACAUCCGCCUGUCCACCUCCGCCGCCGGCCUACUAGAGGCCGUGGCAGCCGCCGCCCCGGGGCCCGUCACCGCACUGCUGCUCGGCCCCGGCGGCGCCGCCACCGUCAUUGGCGCCGCCGCCGCCGCCAGCCGCGCCGCGCUGGCGCCCGCCACGCCGCCGGCCGCCGCCGCCGAGCUUUUGGAGUUCCUGCUGGCGGCCCUUGGGCUGAUGCUGACGGCGGCGGCCGGCGGCGGCCGCGAGGUUUGUCGGGAGUUCGGCAAGCCCGGCGGCAUGGCACUGCUGCUGCAGCUGGUGAGGGAUCACAGGGGGCAGGCGCCGCUGACGGCGCCGCCGGCGGCGCCGACGGCGGGCGGCAGCAAGGCGGCGGCGGAUGCAGGCGCAGGUGGUGGGAGCGGGCCUGACCUGCACCUGAACGUGGUGCGGGACGCGCUCAGCUUGCUCACGCUGAUUGCGUCACAGUUCCCGGCUCACCGGCUUCCGCUGCUGGAGGCUGACGGCGUGCCGCUGCUGGUGGCGUGCCUCAAGGACCUGGCGCUGCCCUGGAGCGUGCGGCUGCAGGCGGUGGCGGCAAUGACGGCCGCCGCGGGCAGCCCCAGUGUGUCUGCCGAGCUGGUGCGGGCUCGGGGGCUGGAGGUGGUGUACGGCUUCGUGGACGCAUACGUGAAGGAGCGGCACGGCGUGCCGGGCGCACCAGGCGGCCCCACCACCACGUCCACACGCGGUGCCGCCUCAGCAACAGUAGCAGCCACCACCAGUAGCACCCCCGCGCCCGCGCCCGCCAAGCACCUGCCCGCUCCCUCCCCCGCCUCCCCGCUGCCGCCCUCCCCCCCGUCCGCGCUGUUCUGCUCCCUGGCGGCUGACGAGUUCAGUGAAGGCGAGCCCAGCCCGGUGGUGGUGGUGGAGGCGCUGCUGGGGCUGCUGGAUGCGGUGGCGGGCAGUGGCGAGGCGGCGGCGGUGGCGGCCGCGGAGGGGGCAGCGAGAGGAGGCGCGGGAGGAGGCGCGGGAGGAGGAGGAGCAGGAGGAGCGGGAGGAGGAGCAGGAGCAGGAGGAGCGGGAGGAGGAGGGGCGGCGGUGGGCGGGCGGCUGGGUGUGCUGCUGGGGGCGUUCAAGGCCGGCAUGAGCAGCUUCGCGGCGGGGGGGUACCGCGUGGCGACGGCGGCGGCGCAGGUGCUUCACCGGCUGUCUCGCCAUCCGGCGCUGCUGCCGGCCCUGUCGCGGCCCGAGUUGACGGCGCCGCUGGAGCGGCUGGCGGCGCGGACGGCGGCCGAGUACGGCGGCGCGGCGGACGCCAAGCAGGCGGCGGUGCUGGCGGGCGGCUGGGCGGCGGCGGGCGUGCUGUGCCAGGUGGCGAUGGCAGAGCUGGCAAAGGCGCGAGACACCGCGGCCGCCAGCGCCGGCGCCGCAGUGGGUGCCGGUGAUGCUGCCGGCGGCGGCGGCGGCCGCCGCACGCCUGGCAACACCCCCGCUGCCGCCGCCGGCCCCGGCCCUGCUGAGCGGGUGUUGUCGGGUCCCGCGGGCGUGUGGCUGGAAAGUGCCGUGGCGCUGCUUACGGCCUCCGUGACGGCGCUGCUGGCGGCGGUGGGGGUGCCGGCGCCGCCGCCGCAGCAGGGCGCGGGGGCCGGUGGCGGCGGCGGCGCGACGCCUGGAGCACGGGCCGUGGGGGCGGCUGAGGACGCCAUCAGCCCUGCAGGUCUGGCCUACCUAUCCUCGGAGCGGGUGGUGUGCGACCUGCGCCAGGCGACCGGGGCGCUGCUGCAGCUGUUGGUGGCGGCGGCGGCGGAGGCGGGCUGCGGCCAGCGGCUGCGGGAGAUGGGGGCGGCGGAGGCGGCGCGGCGGCUGCUGGUGUGGCGGCACGUGCAGUACCCAGCCAAGCGGCUGCUGCACCUGCUGGGCGCGCUGGAGGCGGAGUACUGCCCCUUCGCCAGGUACGGCGGACCACUGCUGGAGGCACUGCUGGCCAACCAGGGCGUGGACCCGGCCCCGCUGCUGGCCGCGGGUGUGGACGCGCACCUGCUGCCCCGCCUGGACGCCGACUGGCUGCGGCGCACAGCGGGGCUGGACGAGGUGGCCAUUUUGAAGAUCGGCCGCAUUCGUGCCGCCCACGAGCUGUUCACGGCUCUGGACCGGCAGGACGGCCGCAUCGAUGGCUGCGUGUGGGCCGCCGACCUGGAGGCCUACCUGACGGCGGCGGCCUGCAUGCGCCCGGAGGCGGCGGCGGACGUGCGGGAGCGCCUGUUCUGCGAGCUGCAGGUCCUGCCCGGCGAGCCCCUGUGCUUCAUGCAGUUCGUAGCCGCCUUCCCCUGGCUCGACAGCGAGAUAGCCGCCUUCAUGCCGCCAAGGAGGGGGCCGGCAAGCAGCUUGCAGCAGCAGCAGAUGCAGCAGGCGGGCACGCCGUCUCGGGGCGGAGGCGAUGGAGGUGCGGGAGCAGGAGCAGGAGGGAGCGGAGACGAGGCGAAUGGAGGGGACGGGGGAGAGGCAGGGGGUGGGGGUGCGGACUAUGCGGUGCGGAGUGCCAAGCGGCAGCGGCUGGGCGGUGCGGGGGCGGCGGGGCCGCGGUCGGGCUUCACGCCGCAGCAGCUGGCGGGGCGGCCGCGAGCGCCGGUCAUUGAGCUGGACGACGAUUAGUAGGCUUGACAAGUCAUGCAUGUCAUGAACAUGAACAAGUCAUGACUGUUGGCACACCGGUGCGGAGCGCGUGGGGGUGUUGGCUGUUGCUUGGGGUUGGCGACUGCUGGUGCGAUGUGACAUGGACACAUGAUUGGCACAGCAGUGAGGCACUUGUUGAAGCCGCCGCCGCAGCACCGGCGGAUGUAGGCAGGGGAUGGGACAGGCUGCGUGGCACGGUUGCCCGAGGGACGGACU
Messenger RNA from Chlamydomonas reinhardtii, 3462 nucleotides. RefSeq lists its product as uncharacterized. The transcript is spliced from 14 exons. Gene Ontology annotation, molecular function: protein binding. The record is from RefSeq and is a predicted model, not a curated record. NCBI's taxonomy places the organism in Eukaryota, Viridiplantae, Chlorophyta, Chlorophyceae, Chlamydomonadales, Chlamydomonadaceae. The coding region runs from base 139 to 3225 and encodes 1028 amino acids.